Messenger RNA from Schizophyllum commune H4-8, 1611 nucleotides. RefSeq lists its product as uncharacterized. The coding region runs from base 1 to 1611 and encodes 536 amino acids. Gene Ontology annotation, cellular component: nuclear pore central transport channel; nuclear pore. Gene Ontology annotation, molecular function: structural constituent of nuclear pore. Gene Ontology annotation, biological process: NLS-bearing protein import into nucleus; nuclear pore organization; protein localization to nuclear inner membrane. The record is from RefSeq and is a predicted model, not a curated record. The transcript has 5 exons. NCBI's taxonomy places the organism in Eukaryota, Fungi, Basidiomycota, Agaricomycetes, Agaricales, Schizophyllaceae.
AUGUCUCUGUUCGGGCAGCCCAGCACGAGCACUCAGCCUGCGGGAGGCGGUCUGUUUGGAUCUACGAACACCAACACCCAACCCUCUGGCGGUCUGUUUGGCUCCACGAACACGAACACGCAACCCUCUGGUGGCGGCCUCUUCGGCGCAUCGAACAAUAACACGACCCAGCCCGCGUCAGGGGGACUUUUUGGGAACACGCAGAACCAGACGCAGAAUAAUACAGGAGGCGGUGGUCUCUUUGGCGCGUCGAACACGAACACCACGAGCAGUAAUCCAUUAUUUGGCGGCAAGCCUGCGGGCAGCAUUUUCGGGAACAAUAGCACGACCACAGGAUCGACGGGUGGGGGAGGGCUGUUCGGAUCAACGAACAACAACAACCAGCAGCAGCAGAAUCAGGGCAGCUCACUCUUCGGCGGCACGAACACGAGCAAUGCCGGUACUGGCAGUGGUGGGGGGCUGUUUGGGAACACGACGAAUACGAACUCGCAACCGGCGCAAGGGGGAGGAUUCAAGCCAGGAGGGCUCUUUGGUUCGACAACGAAUCAACAAGCGGGAUCGAGUACGGGUACGGGAUCUCUUUUCGGAGGGGGCCAGACACAGCAGCCCAGCGGCGGUCUGUUCGGCCAGUCGACGAACACCAACCCACUGUUCGGCGGUCAAUCCACCAAUACCAACUCCCUCUUCGGUGCCACACAACAACAAAACCAGCCCGCACCUGCGCAGAGCCUCCUCAUGUCGCGCGCCACUCAGGCGCAGACGCCUCCCGCAAACGACCCUCAAUCGCAGUUCCUUCGCCUCCAGGCUCGUAUGGAGGAAAUCUACAAUGCAUGGAACCCGCAGAGCCCACAGUGCCGCUUCCAACAUUACUUCUACAACCUCGUCAUGCCUGAGCAGGUCGCCAUGUAUGGCCGGCCAGCGAACGCGACCAACGAGGCCGCUUGGCAAGAAGCCGUAAGAAGAAAUCCUGACCCACCUCGUCUCGUCCCUGUCCCCGCGAAUGGCUUCGGCGACCUCCGCGCCCGCGUCGAGGGGCAAACAAAACACGCCGCCGAGCACCAGGAGAAGAUUAAAGACCUCCAAUCCCGCAUCGCCAAACUCCGACACGCCCACGAGCUCGAAAACCACACGAAGCUGCAGCGCGCCGCCGCGACGCAGAUGCAGGUCACGCACCGGCUGCUCAAGUUCGUCGCGCGGCUGUACCUCCUGAUACCGUCAGUGCGGCAGAGCACGCUGCUGCCGGAGGAGGAGCAACUGAGGGCGGCGCUGGAGGAGAUUGAGGAGGAUUUGGCGCAUGGGCAGGGCGGAGGGCGGAUGCGGGCGAAGCUGAAUGAGCUGUGGGCGUUGGUGGGCGUGUUGAGCGCGGCGAAGGAGCGGCAGGUGUCGGGCGCGGGCGAGUGGGCGGUGGUGGAUGAGGAGGGGUUGGCAAGGAUUGGACAGAUCCUCGCGGACCAGCAGUCCGGGCUGGCUCAUUUGACGAAGGUCCUAAAGAAGUCGCAGCGGGAUAUCGCUGUAAUCUUAGGCCAACGACCGACGGACCUCGACGACGUGGAUGGCGACGAGCUGUGGGGUUCUGCAGCUGGUGCCUUGCGUGCUAGCACCUUACGAUAG